Messenger RNA from Cajanus cajan (pigeon pea), 1948 nucleotides. RefSeq names its product DNAse I-like superfamily protein. The record is from RefSeq and is a predicted model, not a curated record. Lineage: Eukaryota; Viridiplantae; Streptophyta; Magnoliopsida; Fabales; Fabaceae. Gene Ontology annotation, biological process: phosphatidylinositol dephosphorylation. Gene Ontology annotation, molecular function: phosphatidylinositol-3,4,5-trisphosphate 5-phosphatase activity; inositol-polyphosphate 5-phosphatase activity; phosphatidylinositol-4,5-bisphosphate 5-phosphatase activity.
CUUCUUACUCCUCAACCUGCACACAAGCCUUCCUCUUCCAUUUCUCGUUCUUAUUACUCCUUUUGGACUUUCUAUAUAAUGCUUUCUUUGUCGCCAAGAGUACCACAUUACUAUGCCAGGAAAGCAAGCUGCAGCAGUGACUAGUGUGCACCUAUAGUCUCAACUUCUCUCAAUUAUUCAUUUCACAACUUUUAUAGACCUCGACUUGUGUGUGCCAUUUCUCUAGGACAUGUGGCCUAAAUUAGUGGCUAAUAAGAUAUUCAAGAAGCGACUAGGUAGCACCGAUUUUAUAGCAGAUUACCCAAGUUAUGAAGAACCCUUGCUGGGUAUUGUAGACAUUCAUCACAACUCAAAAGCCAUUCUUCAUGAUCACAAGGACACACAAAAGUACAAGGUAUUUGUUAGUACAUGGAACGUGGGUGGGAUUGCACCGGAUGAAGAUUUGAAUAUAGAUGACUUGUUGGAGACAUGCAACAACUCCUGUGACAUCUAUAUACUUGGGUUUCAAGAGAUAGUGCCUCUAAAAGCAUCAAAUGUAUUGGGGUCCGAAAAUAAUGAGAUUUCUAUGAAAUGGAAUUCCAUGAUCAGGAAGGCUCUGAACAAGAAAACACAUGAGAGGGGCAGAAAAUUAGAUCAACGUGAUGCUAAAAAACAUUUUUGUCCCAAAAAGGAAGAAAAUCCAGCUAAGUACUGUGAUGCCCUACAUGAUUUCCAAUGUAUCAUUAGCAAGCAAAUGGUUGGAAUAUUCAUAUCUGUGUGGACUAGGAGAGAUCUUUGUCCAUUCAUUCGGCAUCCAAGCGUGUCAUGUGUAGGCUGUGGUAUAAUGGGCUGCUUAGGAAACAAGGGUUCUGUAUCAGUGAGAUUUCAAUUACAUGAAACAAGCUUCUGCUUUGUGUGCAGCCAUCUAGCUUCAGGGGGCAGAGAAGGGGAUGAGAAGAACAGGAACUCUAAUGUUGCUGAAAUAUUUUCCCGUACAAUCUUUCCUAGAGGCCCUUUGCUUGAUUUGCCAAGAACCAUUCUUGAUCAUGAUCAUGUAAUAUUGCUUGGAGAUCUAAAUUACAGAAUUUCUCUACCAGAAGAAACAACACGCUUGCUUGUUGAAAAACAAGACUGGGAUUCAUUAUUAGAAAAUGAUCAGCUAAUAAUGGAGCUAAACACCGGAAACAUGUUAAGAGGAUGGCACGAAGGGGAAAUUAAUUUUGCUCCUACCUACAAAUAUUGUCCAAAUUCAGACAUUUACUAUGGAUGUUGCUAUCACGGGAAAAAGGCAGAAAAGAGAAGAGCACCAGCAUGGUGUGAUCGAAUAGUAUGGUACGGUGAGGGUCUAAAGCAACUUGAGUACAGUAGAAUUGAAUCAAAACUAUCAGAUCACAGGCCCGUUAAGGCAAUGUUUACAGCAGAAGUCAGGGUGUUCCUAUCAGAAAACUUGCAAAACUUGUUCCUAUCAGAAAGAUUCGAACAAAUUAAAACUCCCUUUGAAGUUUCCACCACUGAUGAUUUUGUAAGUAGAAAACGAUCGAGCUUCCGGUUGUGAAUCAUUAGUAUGGUUAAAGAUCAAUAUUGUAAUUUCAUCACAAUCCUGGUAAAAGAAAAUGCAUGUAAAUGUGGCUAAUGCAACCGUAAUUACAAUCAGAGACUAAAAAGACGUGUACAUGUGGUUGCAUGGUUUUUUGACUUUUUCCAAAGAAAAAAAAAACUUUGGUGUGAUAUAUAUGUACAUAAAUGUUUAAUUUUACAUUCGAAAAAAAAAAAAGAGCUAGAAAUUGAGGAAACUUCUAGGAGAUGACAUAUUAUAAGUUUUGUUGCUGAUGAAUAUACAGUGAAGUUGGUUGUUGUUCAAUUAUCCAGUAUUUUAUGUUAUGUGACAGAAUAUGGAACUAUGUCAAAGUCGAUUGGAAAAAACUAUAAUCCCAAAAAUACUUUCCUAUCAUUUGACGCUUAAACCCAC